AAGCAGAGACGCAUGACGUCACAGACUGGGCAUCAAUCGUCUUGCUCCUUCUAGCGCAUGAAAAAUGAAUGGGCGCGAAAGAGAUCACUGUAGCGCGUAAAUGUUGUGAAUCGAGUUAUUUUUUUCGUAACUGAGUGACGUUCAAGUACAACCCAUUGAAAUGAUAACAAACAAGGUGAUAAGGGCUAAGUGUUGAAUAAAGUUAACGUCGUUGAUGCUGUCGAGAAGUGUUUAUGGUGUGAAAAUGUCAUAAAGUUGUGAUAAUGUGGCAUAAAGCAAAGUUUGUACAAUAAAUUAAUGUGUUUAUUAAUGAAAUGUGUUGUUACGCACUUGAGCUUCCCUCGGCGGGUGACGUGAGCGGCAGUGCUGCCGCGGCGGCAGAAGCUCUGAACUAAACGACAGUAGCUAAAGAAUCGCUCGGUACGUCGCGACACCGAGCGAUUUUCUUAAUUUUCCACGAAAAUGGCCAACAGUUUCGAACCAAUGGCCAAAUCAAAGCAUUUCCCGAUAGAUCAGCUAGUCCGAGUCGGCAAUUACAAUCUAGAAAAGACAAUAGGAACGGGGAAUUUUGCGGUGGUUAAACUAGCUACACAUGUAAUAACGAAAUGUAAGGUCGCGAUCAAAAUAAUAGACAAAAGCCGACUGGACGAAGACAACCUGAAGAAGACGUUUAGAGAAAUAGCGAUUAUGAAGAGACUGCGGCACCCACACAUAGUCCGAUUAUACCAGGUGAUGGAGAGCACACACACGAUAUACCUAGUGACAGAAUACGCUCCGAACGGGGAAAUAUUCGAUCACCUAGUAUCGAAAGGGCGCAUGCCGGAGCCGCAGGCAGCGCGGCUAUUCUCACAAAUGGUGUCGGCAGUAGGGUACUGCCACGCUCGAGGGGUCGUGCACAGAGACCUCAAGGCGGAGAACCUUCUGCUGGACACACAUAUGAACAUCAAGUUGGCAGACUUCGGGUUCAGCAACGAGUACGUACGCGGGGGUGCUCUGGCCACGUGGUGCGGCAGUCCGCCAUACGCCGCGCCAGAACUCUUCGAGGGACGGAGAUACGACGGGCCCAAGGCAGACAUAUGGUCGCUGGGCGUGGUCCUAUACGUGCUGGUGUGCGGCGCGUUACCCUUCGACGGCGGCACGCUGCACGAGCUGCGGGCUGUCGUGCUGGCGGGCAAGUUCCGGAUACCGUACUUCAUGUCGCAAGAAUGCGAGCAGCUGAUCCGGCACAUGCUGGUGGUGGAGCCGGAGAAGAGGUUGUCGCUCCGCGGCGUCGCCAAGCACCGCUGGCUGUCCACACACCACGCCGGCCCCGGCCCUCCUGCGCCUAUAGAUCCAUCGACGGGGGCGUGCACGUGCCACCCGGCCGGCGUCGCCGCGACCCCCUCGCGCGACACCGUGCUGUCCCACAUGCUCACCCUGCCCGGGCUCACCCCCGACCUCAUACAACAGUCUGUCCAAGAAGAACGUUUCGACCACAUCUCGGCCAUCUACCAUCUACUCAUGGACAAAGUGCAGCAGCGGACCCAGUGGAUACACAGAGAUUCCCUGGAGUCGCCGACGGGAGACCAAGGUGGCGGAGCCCUAGAUCUCACAAGCUGUAAGAGCGGGACAGACGAGCAGAUGGACGCCGAGGACUCGUCUCAAGACUGCCUGGUUUUGCCUGACGCUGUGGACUACUUGUCUGAACGGACCGACAGCCUGGAACAGUUCGGGUCUAUGGGCGGCGUGGCGGUGGCGGCGGCGCGUGCGCAGCCCGCGGACCCGCAGCGGCGACACACCGUGGGCCCGCAGCCCCGCUACGACCAGAUGGAGGUGGGCGUGGCGCUGGGCUCGGCGGCGUCGGCCGACGGGCGGAACGCGCCGCUCUACGUCUCCGAAUUCGCUCAAAGUUCGUCGCGAGAGGCGCCGGUGGUGUCCAUGUUGCCCCACACCAACUUGGCCGCACCCCUCCCCGCGUGGCACCACUUUAGCGUCAAGGACCAGCACUUAUUGAAGCCGCCGAUAGCCAUGCAGAGUCAGGCGUCCACGUUCGGCCGGCGCGCGUCGGACGGGGGGGCGCACGUGCCGCGCGGGAGGGAGAGGGCCUGCUGCCACAGCGCGCCGCCGCACCACGUGUCAGACAGCGGAGCUCCCGCGCCGCAAGAAGACACCGAACAAACCGAAGACAUAUGCAGGUAUAUGAUGAACCGCGGCAGCAGUAAGCGGCACACGAUGGCGACCACGGAGGACGCGGCCAACACCGCCGCCGGACCUAUGCCGGCUACAUCCCCCUCGUCGUCGGCCAACAUCCGCGUCAGAAGGACGGGUCUGCUGACGGUGACGGAGCGCCCUCCCGUAAUAAGUCCAGAAUUAGUAAUGGAAGUGGAGGCGCGCAUGAAAAGGAACUACCUCCCGCCGUCCAUCGGAUACCAAUACCAGUACCCUAGUGGAUACCAGAGCCCACCCUCGCAGAGCCCAACACUGGGCUCCAUCACCGCCGGCACGCCCAACCCCAUACCAAAUAUAGAACCGGUACCGAAAACCGGUUCCAUCAUGUCUGGCACGCCCAUCACUACUCAAGCCGUAACGCCCUACACGCCUAACGUACUCUCAAAUUACACAAACCAAGGAUCUAUAAUGACUGGAACGCCUAUCAAUACCGGUUUUGAAACCAAUUAUAAUUACAAUAAUUUCGUACCGGGAUCUAUAACCAGCGGGACGCCAGCGGCGUAUCAGAAUCAAACAACGAAUACCGGUUUCCAAGUACCGGUUUCGCCCGCUCAGUACACUCAGACGCAUAAUACCGGUUUCCAAGUACCGGUUCCGCCCGCUCAGUACACUCAGACGCACAAUAACAGGCAGAGGAAGUAUUCGGGCCCGCAGCGAGUCAAGUUACAACUGUUAGCCACUGUACAGGAGAAUAUGGCGCGCGAGCACGCGGAGCGCUACUCGCCGGUGCGGCGCGCUGAGUGUUCCCCGCCUCGAGUCGCGCACGACCUCGCCUCGGCGAGGCUAGAGUACCAGCAACUUCAGCGCGGGUUAGAGCGACGCGGCGCGGGCGCGGGCGCGGGGGGGGCGGGCGCGGCCGCGGCGCCGCCGCACGACGUGCGCCUGCACACGCCCGCCGCCUCCAUGCCCAACUCACCGAUCCACGGCGCCUCCCCGCCGGCGUUAGAGCUGUCCUCGCUGCCUGAACCUGAACUGCCGCACAUGCUGCUCACUCAGGACUUAGCGCUAAAGUUGGGGUUGAAGUACGGCGGGGAGUUCGCGACGCCCCCCGCGCCCCCCGGCUCCCCGCUGCGGCAGAUCACCGAGGGGCUCAGCUAUCUGCACACCGGCUCCAUCACUAGAGGGACCCCUCAAGCGAACGCGACGCCCUUGGACCUCCGGCAGAACGCCGACAUGGACACCGGCCACAUGCACCCCAGCCUGCAUCCGCUGCACCACGUCCACAGGUCCUUGAACAAUAGCCCGAUCUCGAACCCCAGCUCGCCGCUCGACAUGAUCCAGGAGGAGAUCCACAACGGGUGCUCGCAGCUCGGCUUCACACAGGAGAUGAACCGCAACCUUCAGCAGCAGUUCCAGCACUACGUCUCCACGCACCCUCAGAUCAGCCUGACCGACUGUCUCGGCUCCGAGAUCACCCUCGUCGCCUCCUCCUCGGAGGACAGCAUGGACAGCUUGGAGAACACCAAAUACCCCCUCCCACAGUUCGUCAUAUCUGAACCUUCUGAUCUAGAACCCUCCAUAACUAAAGGCAUCGGCAGAAAAGUCAGUCAGGAGACUGAGGCUGUUGAAGAGAAGGAUACGGAAAUGCAGAGCCCAAAAGACGAGGAUAAGAGCAGAAGAAACAGUGAAAAGAGCUUAGGUUUCAGCGAUGACUCUUUAAGCAACGAUUCUGCUAACGCGUCUCCAAAUUGCGAGCAGAAUAUACAGUCAAUUUACUCAAAUAUAGUCUCUAUUAGCUCAGGUUUUAGCGAGAAUCGCGGAAGCUUCUCGGAUCACAGGGAAUCUUUCUCGUUCUCAGACAGGGGUAGCUUCUCGGAGCGCGGCGAUUUCGGACGAUCAUCCUUUUCAGAGCGGAGCGACUUCGGCCGAGGCAGCUUUUCGGAAAAGGGUGAAACGCCCAGAUCGUCCUUUUCAAAUCAGGGUGUUUUAGGAGAUGUACAGGAGGAGUUUUUCCCUAGGGAUAGGUUAGAGAAAUGCGACGAAGGCGAGGAGUUAGAGAAACUACAGAAAUCAACUAUGGACUUACGGUUAACAGACAUAUGUCGGCCGGACGAAAAGAUACCUAUAUUAUUAAGCCCUCAAAAAGUCUCAUGUAUACAGGAAUCUUAUGAAGUAAUGUUGUCAACGGUAUGUUCUAAGUUGGAUUCACAAAGUAUAGUAGAGUUACUAAAAGACGCGAUAAACUCCAGAGUACCGCCGCAGAACAUAUUCGUGGAGACUCAGGAGAGCCCCGAUGAUACUCUGACGGGCUUGAACCUGGAGUACUCUGGGGGUAUUCAGAUAGAGCUGGUGCUGUGCGAGAACAAGGCUAUGGAGAAGAAGGGGCUUAAGAUGAGGAGGAUCUCCGGAGACCAGCGGGAGUACGGCAAGCUGUGCCAGCAGCUCAUCACCAGCCUCACGGUCUGAACAUCAAAGCUUUUAAUUUGCAAUGUAUACAGUGUGGGAAAGAAAUAUGGCUGUCUGUAAAGUCGGUUUACGGACGAUAAUUUUGCGUGAUAACGUCAUAAGAAAACAUUGUUGAAAAAUUGCCGUAA
Molecule: messenger RNA, 4742 nt
Organism: Cydia splendana
Lineage: Eukaryota; Metazoa; Arthropoda; Insecta; Lepidoptera; Tortricidae
Gene: Sik3
Product: serine/threonine-protein kinase par-1
Exons: 26
Coding region: 463-4614 (1383 amino acids)
Biological process (GO): protein phosphorylation; intracellular signal transduction
Cellular component (GO): cytoplasm
Molecular function (GO): ATP binding; protein serine/threonine kinase activity
Source: RefSeq, a predicted model, not a curated record